AUGCCAAACUCGCGCAUCGUACAACUGGCACAAAUGAUUGCAACUCGAACUUCGGUCCUAGAUGAGCACAUCCAGAACAAUAAUCUUUCACAGCCCGCUUUCGAACCAGGUAGUCCAACCGAGCCCAUCCAGCAGACUACGCCUGAAAUCGAGAAGGCCAGGACGGAUGUAAUAGAAGCGGCCAUUGAACUUCGUCAGCUUCUUGAAGGGCCAGUGAGGCUACUUCUUCCAGAGUCAAACUUCUCCCCACUCGCAGCCAUAUACAAUUUUAAAGUAGCUUCUUUCGUGCCACUGGGCUGCAGCAUCUCCUUCGUCGAGCUCGCUGAUAAAUGCGGGCUUUCCGAGCAUGAUUUAGGACGCAUCAUUCGCUAUGUUGCCGCUCAUCAUCGGGUGUUCUGUGAGCCUGAAAAGGGAUACGUGGCGCAUACCGCUGCCUCGAAGCUGCUGUCUGAGAAUAAAAUGAUUGAGCAUCUAAUGGGCCUGACAUUUGCUGAAUGUUGGCCUGCUCACUCAAGGGUCAUAGAUGCAAUUGCCAGGAAAAGCGAAGAGCCGAACAUAUCAGGCUAUGCAUUCGCCAACGGGACGAGUUUGAAUACAUUCGACUUCCUCUCUCACCAUCCAGAGCGAGCUCACCGCUUCGCCGGCGCAAUGUCUUCUACGUCCCAGGCUAGCCUUGAUGCGUUGAGCAACUACUUUGGUUGGGCCGGACUAGAGGCUGGCACUACCGUUGUUGAUCUUGGAGGGGGGCAAGGACACGUGAGCGUUCAUCUUGCACGAACAUUUACUCACCUUCACUUCGUUGUACAGGACAUGGCGGCUGUAGUCGAUGGCAUGGGUGAAAAGAUUCCAGAGGAUGUCCAAGAUCGAGUGAAAAUUACAGCCCACGACAUGUUCACCAAGCAGCCUAUCAAAGGAGCGGGUGUCUACCUGCUGCGAUAUAUUUUGCAUGACUGGCCAGAUAAAUAUUGCGUAGAAGUGCUGCGCCACCUGACUGCGGCUAUGAAGAAAGGAGCAAAGGUCGUCGUGCAGGAUCAUUUGCUGCCCGAGCCUGGAACGCUGCCUUUGCUUCAGGAAAUGCAGAUACGGUCUAUGGAUGCCAUCAUGCUCUCGCUGUUUAAUUCUAGGGAGCGCGAGGUAGACGACUGGCAGAACCUGUUCAAUCAGGCUGAUGGCAGGUUUGGAGGUUUCAGAGCGACGCGUGUCAAGGAGAAUCCAUCCACGGGGAUAAUUGUCGCAGAAUGGACGGGGGAAUGAAGCCAUGAGAAUGAAGCACGCGACAGUCGAGAUGGAUAUC
Messenger RNA from Lindgomyces ingoldianus, 1294 nucleotides. RefSeq names its product putative O-methyltransferase. The record is from RefSeq and is a predicted model, not a curated record. The transcript is spliced from 3 exons. Bases 1 to 1254 code for a protein of 417 amino acids. NCBI's taxonomy places the organism in Eukaryota, Fungi, Ascomycota, Dothideomycetes, Pleosporales, Lindgomycetaceae. Gene Ontology annotation, molecular function: O-methyltransferase activity.